ACCCUCUUCUCUUCGCCUCCAACCUCGGUUUCUAAGGAUCUCCAAUCCGUCAUCGUCAUUCUUACCGGGGAACCCUCUCCACACUGAUCGAUCUGCCCCCGCAAGUUUGCGUUCUCCUGCGGGUGACUCUGUACAAAUUCCACAGAUGGCUGUGAAGGAUGGCCAAGACCCUCGUAUAGCAAAAAUCUCCUCUGCAAUCCGUGUCAUCCCAAACUUCCCCAAGCCAGGGAUUAUGUUUCAAGAUAUAACAACCUUGCUUCUUGAUACAAAGGCAUUCAAAGACACGAUUGAUAUGUUUGUGGAGAGAUAUCGCGAUAAAAAUAUCUCUGUGGUGGCAGGUGUUGAAGCAAGAGGCUUUAUAUUUGGCCCUCCCAUUGCAUUAGCUAUUGGGGCAAAAUUCGUGCCCAUGAGAAAACCCAAUAAAUUACCAGGGGAGGUUAUCUCAGAAGAGUAUUCUUUAGAAUAUGGAACUGACAAAAUGGAGAUGCAUGUUGGGGCCGUAGAGGCAGGAGAACGAGCCUUAGUCAUUGAUGAUCUUAUUGCGACUGGAGGCACCUUAUGUGCCGCAAUCAAACUACUUGAACGCGUUGGGGUGGAAGUGGUCGAGUGUGCUUGUGUAAUUGAGUUGCCAGAGUUGAAGGGACGAGAAAGGCUGGGGGAGAAGCCACUGUUUGUGCUAGUUAGUGGCGCUUGAAUUCAGAGUUUAGAUGAUGUUUACUUUUAGCUGUUGAAAGACGUUUUGGGUUCUCAUUUGCUUGGAGCUUCGUUAGAGGCUUCAUAUUUUCCCUGAAGAUCUCUUGGUAUUGAAAAAUAAAAGGGGGGAAUUGGGUCUGGCUUGGCUGCUGAAGGAAUUGAAUUGUUAGGCUUAUUGAAAUGAGUUCAUUGAACAUUGGCACGCCUAAGGCACUCGUUGGACCUUUCAGCUUUUGCUAAUUGCGUCGUGGAUGUAUGGAUUAUUGAGUAUGGAAUAUAAAUUAGUUAUCAGUAUCUCAUU
This is a messenger RNA of Neltuma alba, 994 nucleotides long. RefSeq names its product adenine phosphoribosyltransferase 1, chloroplastic. The coding region runs from base 146 to 694 and encodes 182 amino acids. Gene Ontology annotation, biological process: adenine salvage. The transcript has 7 exons. Lineage: Eukaryota; Viridiplantae; Streptophyta; Magnoliopsida; Fabales; Fabaceae. Gene Ontology annotation, molecular function: adenine phosphoribosyltransferase activity. The record is from RefSeq and is a predicted model, not a curated record. Gene Ontology annotation, cellular component: cytoplasm; cytosol.